CUGUAUGGACGCUACGCAUCUAGGCUGAUCAUCACUUUAAAACGUGGAUAAGAAAACUUCUGACGUAAAGGUAACAUUUGGUUAACCAGAACAUUUAACAAUAUCAUUUAAGAAAGGAAAAUGGGCGGCGAAGAAGGACUUGGCAUAACUACCGGCCAGCCAAAUCUCUACAAACAAGAUUUGUCGAAAUUGGUUGUUAGUGAAUUAACUGCACUAUCACGACAAGUAAUCAGUAGACAAGCUACAAUUAAUAUAGGUACUAUUGGACAUGUAGCACACGGAAAGUCAACAAUUGUAAAGGCUAUUUCUGGUGUGCAGACUGUUCGUUUUAAGAAUGAAUUAGAAAGAAACAUCACUAUUAAACUUGGAUACGCAAACGCAAAGAUUUACGAAUGCGACAACCCGAAGUGUCCUCGACCUGGACGUUACAUAUCAGGAGGUUCUAGUAAAGACGAUUCUUUUCCUUGUUUGCGUCCAGCUUGUACAGGAAGAUUCCAACUAGUUCGUCAUGUGUCGUUUGUUGAUUGCCCUGGACACGACAUUCUCAUGGCAACUAUGCUUAACGGUGCGGCUGUUAUGGACGCCGCUUUACUUUUAAUUGCGGGUAACGAAUCCUGUCCGCAACCUCAAACGUCGGAACAUUUAGCUGCUAUUGAGAUUAUGAAGCUGAAGCAUAUAGUAAUCUUGCAAAACAAGAUUGACUUAGUAAAAGAAGCUCAAGCAAAGGAGCAAUACGAACAGAUUCUGAAGUUUAUUCAAGGCACGGUCGCGGAAGGUGCACCGAUAAUUCCAAUUUCAGCGCAAUUAAAAUAUAAUAUUGAGGUAUUAUGCGAGUAUAUCACAAAAAAAAUUCCAGUUCCUAUGAGAGAUUUCACAUCGGAACCGCGACUGAUAGUUAUCCGAUCUUUCGAUGUGAAUAAACCGGGUUGUGAGGUGGAUGACUUGAAAGGUGGUGUCGCUGGAGGUAGCAUCCUCAGAGGUGUGUUGAAGGUCGGUAUGGAAAUUGAAGUUCGUCCAGGAUUGGUGUCCAAGGACAGCGAGGGCAAGUUGACUUGCCGUCCAAUAUUUUCGCGUAUCGUGUCUCUGUUUGCUGAACAAAACGAAUUGCAAUUUGCUGUACCGGGUGGUCUAAUUGGUGUUGGAACCAAGAUUGAGCCUACUCUGUGCCGCGCUGAUCGUUUAGUAGGUCAAAUUCUCGGGAGCGUCGGUGCGUUGCCACAAAUAUUCAUUGAACUCGAAAUCUCGUAUUAUCUGCUGAAACGUUUGUUAGGUGUGAGAACCGAAGGCGAUAAAAAGGGCGCAAGGGUACCCAAACUGUCAAGAGGAGAAGUGUUGUUAGUGAAUAUAGGUUCCUUGAGCACCGGUGGCAGAGUAUUGGCUACUCGCGCUGACUUGGCAAAGAUUAGUCUGACAAAUCCGGUGUGUACAGAAAUUGAUGAAAAGAUUGCGUUGUCCAGACGCGUAGAGAAACAUUGGCGUCUGAUCGGAUGGGGGCAGAUUUGCGGCGGCCAGACGAUAGAUCCUAUUUUGGAUCGAUAAUUUCUCGAAACUCUUCUCAAGAUUGCAGUUACUCACACUGGCGUUAGUAUGUCAGCACGGAUUCAACAAAGUAUCUUCUGCCUCUGCUAUCUCACUCUGUUUAUAUAAAAUCUUUUUGUAACUAUUUUAUCGAUUCGCAUGCAUCGUUGCGAUAUUGGAUUUUUUUUUAUGAAAAAAGUUCAAGCCUUAUUUUGUAGUAAAUUAACAUAUUUUAUCGUAUAAUAUCUUAACGUGUAAUAAGACUUUCUUUUUGGAACAAGAAACUGAAGAAGUAAUUGUUUUUAAUUAAUUACUUAGCAUGCGUCGUUGCAAAUGUUGCAAUAGUGGUCAUUGAGUGAACGUUUUUUUCUACAAGAGAAAUAUAUUAAUUUGCCCUUAAAAGAAGUGAUGCGCUAAAAAGCAGUGUCAAUUCAGUUAUACAGUACACUCUCGAUAUUUGCGCGUGGUGGGUGCACGUGGUUGUAUAUUUAUAUAACUGUCACACGACUUUUUUUGCUUUAUUCUUUUUACU
Molecule: messenger RNA, 2050 nt
Organism: Pseudomyrmex gracilis
Lineage: Eukaryota; Metazoa; Arthropoda; Insecta; Hymenoptera; Formicidae
Gene: Su(var)3-9
Product: eukaryotic translation initiation factor 2 subunit 3
Exons: 10
Coding region: 121-1539 (472 amino acids)
Biological process (GO): formation of translation preinitiation complex; positive regulation of translational fidelity
Cellular component (GO): cytosol; eukaryotic translation initiation factor 2 complex
Molecular function (GO): GTPase activity; translation initiation factor activity; tRNA binding
Source: RefSeq, a predicted model, not a curated record